Messenger RNA from Emys orbicularis (European pond turtle), 2155 nucleotides. It is a transcript of the gene GFPT1, whose product is annotated as glutamine--fructose-6-phosphate transaminase 1. The record is from RefSeq and is a predicted model, not a curated record. Lineage: Eukaryota; Metazoa; Chordata; Testudines; Emydidae. Gene Ontology annotation, biological process: UDP-N-acetylglucosamine metabolic process; protein N-linked glycosylation; carbohydrate derivative biosynthetic process. The transcript has 20 exons. Gene Ontology annotation, molecular function: carbohydrate derivative binding; L-glutamine:D-fructose-6-phosphate transaminase (isomerizing) activity. The coding region runs from base 56 to 2155 and encodes 699 amino acids.
AGCGGCCCCCGCCGGCCCGCAGAGCAGAGCUGGGCUGUCCCCGGGCGCAGGCACCAUGUGCGGCAUCUUUGCUUACCUAAACUACCAUGUUCCCAGGACAAGACGGGAGAUCCUGGAGACCCUUAUCAAAGGGCUUCAGAGAUUGGAGUACAGAGGAUAUGAUUCUGCAGGUGUGGGAAUCGAUGGAGGAAAUGACAAAGACUGGGAGGCUAAUGCCGGCAAAAUCCAACUAAUCAAAAAGAAGGGGAAAGUGAAGGCUCUGGAUGAAGAGAUUAACAAACAACAGGAUAUGGACCUGGACAUCGAGUUUGAUGUACAUCUUGGCAUCGCACAUACCCGAUGGGCUACCCAUGGUGAGCCCAGUCCCGUCAAUAGCCACCCGCAGCGCUCAGAUAAAAACAAUGAAUUUAUUGUUAUCCACAAUGGCAUUAUAACCAACUACAAAGAUCUGAGAAAAUUUUUGGAAAGCAAAGGGUAUGAUUUUGAGUCUGAGACCGACACAGAAACCAUUGCCAAGCUUGUCAAGUACAUGUACGACAACCGCGAAAGUGACGACAUUAGCUUCACCACCUUGGUGGAGAGGGUUAUCCAGCAACUGGAAGGUGCUUUUGCCCUUGUGUUUAAAAGUGUCCAUUACCAUGGUCAAGCAGUUGGCACCAGACGAGGAAGCCCCCUGCUGAUUGGAGUUCGAAGUGAACACAAGCUCUCCACUGACCACAUUCCAAUACUGUACAGAACAGCUGUGCAAUCUAUGGAUCAUUCUGUUGGUGGAAUAUCCAUAGAAGCGGAGAAAGGUAAAGACAAGAAAGGAAGCUGCAGCCUCUCCCGUAUCGACAGCACCACCUGUCUUUUCCCUGUUGAAGAGAAAGCUGUGGAGUACUACUUUGCUUCUGACGCGAGUGCUGUCAUUGAGCACACCAACAGAGUGAUUUUCCUUGAAGAUGAUGACGUAGCAGCUGUGGUGGACGGUCGUCUUUCUAUCCACCGGAUCAAACGCACAGCGGGCGACCACCCUGGGCGUGCAGUCCAGACCCUGCAGAUGGAACUUCAGCAGAUCAUGAAGGGUAACUUCAGUUCAUUUAUGCAGAAGGAAAUUUUUGAGCAACCAGAAUCUGUUGUUAACACAAUGAGAGGAAGAGUCAACUUUGAUGACUACACUGUGAAUCUGGGCGGGCUGAAGGAUCACAUCAAGGAGAUUCAGCGGUGUCGGCGUUUAAUCCUGAUUGCUUGUGGGACAAGCUACCAUGCCGGAGUUGCGACUCGUCAAGUGCUAGAAGAAUUGACUGAAUUGCCUGUUAUGGUUGAACUAGCCAGUGACUUUUUGGACAGAAACACUCCAGUCUUCAGAGAUGACGUCUGCUUUUUUAUCAGCCAGUCAGGCGAGACAGCAGAUACUUUGAUGGGUCUUCGAUACUGUAAGGAAAGGGGAGCCCUCACUGUAGGAAUAACUAAUACCGUGGGCAGUUCCAUAUCCAGGGAGACCGACUGCGGUGUCCAUAUCAAUGCAGGACCAGAGAUUGGUGUGGCCAGCACAAAGGCCUACACUAGCCAGUUUGUUUCUCUGGUGAUGUUUGCCCUCAUGAUGUGUGAUGAUAGGAUUUCUAUGCAAGAAAGACGCAAAGAAAUCAUGCAUGGUCUCAAGGUCCUACCAGACUUGAUUAAAGAAGUGCUGAGCAUGGAUGAUGAGAUCCAGAAACUGGCAACAGAGCUUUACCAUCAGAAGUCGGUCUUGAUUAUGGGACGUGGCUAUCACUACGCUACAUGUCUUGAGGGAGCUUUGAAAAUAAAAGAAAUCACAUACAUGCACUCGGAAGGCAUAAUGGCUGGUGAGCUGAAGCAUGGUCCCCUCGCCCUGGUAGACAAGUUGAUGCCUGUUAUCAUGAUCAUCACAAGGGACCAUACGUAUGCUAAGUGCCAGAAUGCUCUCCAGCAGGUUAUAGCGCGGCAGGGGCGACCGGUAGUGAUUUGUGAUAAGGAAGACACAGAGACAAUUAAUAAUAAUAAGAGGACAAUCAAAGUUCCUCAUUCUGUGGACUGUCUGCAAGGAAUCUUGAGUGUCAUCCCUUUACAGCUUCUGGCUUUCCAUCUUGCAGUGCUCAGAGGAUAUGAUGUUGAUUUUCCAAGAAAUCUGGCCAAAUCUGUAACUGUAGAGUAA